UCAAAGCCUCCAUGUGGACGAGUACAGAAGGAGGAAUGUGGAGAUAAUACUCUGGUAACAGAGUCUAACGUGAGCGCUUUGUUACACAUAUAAUACAUGACAAAACAUUAGGAAUUACGUCAGGAUCAUAUGAGCCAACGUAGGGAGAAAAAUAAGAAACACUAGAGAAAAAGUAUGUGGCUACGCAUGUAAACAACCGUUUACAAAAAAACAUUUUGCACUCACUGCUUAGGCUUUUGUCAACCUUUAAACAGCCAACUGACAACAUACGUUAAACUGGCUAACGUUCCUGCAACCACUUUGGUAGCCAAAUAAGUUAGCUUGAUAAGGAAAAAAUACUAAUAUUCUCUAGCCCACUGAUUCCAGUUUCUCAGUGUUUGGUAUCAACGCUAGCUUUGUGCUUUUCUUUGUCGUAAACUGGGGAACAGUGAUGGGCAUUUUUUCCACUGUAUUCUAGUAGUUCAUUAUUGGUUACGCCGACUGAUUGGUCGGUUAAUUAAGAUUCACUAAUCGACAAUGGUCGUCAGUUGCUGCUCGAAGAUAGUGCUACACUCUGUUGUCAGACCACUACUGAGGAAAAAAAUCUUUCUGCGUUUGACAUUACAACAAAGACCAAGUGGAGGAGUACAUUGUGAGGACUUUAACACCAGUGCCAAGGGGUUAGUGGCAUCAUCAUCAUCACCAUGGUUACCAGUUUUAUGUUGGUGUACAACAGCAGCUCUGGUGACAGAUCAUCUUCCUCACCUUCGUCAUCCUUAGCGUCCCACCGUUUAGAUGGACCUGUUCCACACACAAAAAAGCCCCAGAGAGUCCAAACAUCAACACUGGAGGGGUACACAGGUGUCAUGGAUCAUAAGCCUCUGAAGAUGCACUGCAGGACCUGUUCCCUGGUGACCAGCUCUGGCCAGCUGACUGGAAGUAAGAGAGGUGGAGAAAUCGACAGCUCUGACUGUGUGAUCCGUAUGAAUGAUGCUCCCAGCAUAGGCUAUCAGCAGGAUGUUGGCCAUCGCACGAGCCUGCGUGUCAUAGCACAUUCCAGCCUGCAGAGGGUGCUACGGAGCCGACAGGAGCUGCUCAAUGCCAGCCAAGACACCGUGUUCAUUUUCUGGGGACCCAGUAGCUGCAUGAGGCGGGAUGGAAAAGGCCACGUUUACAACAACCUCAGGCUGAUAAACCAGCUACUGCCCAAACUUAAAGUCUACAUUAUUUCCCGGAUCAAAAUGUUGAAGUUUGAUGAACUGUUCAAAAAGGAAACAGGGAUUGAUAGGAAGAGUUCCAACUCCUGGCUGAGUACCGGCUGGUUCACCAUGGCCAUAGCCCUGGAGCUAUGUGACAGGACCAACGUGUUUGGCAUGGUGCCGCCUGAUUUCUGCAGAUCAUCCCCUCAUCCCUCUGUACCGUAUCAUUACUACGAGCCCUCUGGGUCGGACGAGUGCGCCAUGUACCUCUCCCACGAGAGGAGCCGACGAGGGAGCCACCACCGCUUCAUCACAGAGAAGACGGUGUUUGCAAACUGGGCCCGAGCCCUCAACAUUCACUUUUACCAGCCAGACUGGAAACCCGCUACUGUCAUCACCAGCGCUAACAACUCACACUGCCCAGUUCCAGCUGGAUCCUGGGAUUCACUCCAGAGACAAUCUCCAGAAGUGUAGAAUAUCUGUGUGGACGGUUUCCAGCAUGCAGCUUCCCUCUCCAGCUGAUAUGAAUGAAUGAGACAGCAGUAGGGCAGAACAUGAAACUGUUGUGGCUGUAAGCCUACUGCCUAAGCAGCUUGGCAGAAUGGGAUCAUUGCAUAAUAGCAGCACAAAGCCUCAACAGUGUUUGGAAGUGUAACUAUAAUAGGAUGAAUUUCAUACUAGAAUCAAAGCCAUGGAGCUUGGCUCAAGUGUGUUUUUUUCACCCUGUGUAGAGCUGCUUUAAUAACGCUUGAGCUGUCAGAGAGGAAACAGGCAAUGAGACAGUAACACCACUGCAAUAGCUGCAGUACGCUUGAUUCAUUUUCAUUGAACUGAAUACAGACUCACUGAGGACACCGAGCUCUUGUCCUCAUUGUUCCUGAGAAUGUGACAGUUCAGUUGACCUGUGGAGGAGUUUAUACUUCACACACAAAAGAAAAGUAGCGUGUUUUUAAAGCUGAUUGUGAUAUUUUUAGAGUCACCGUCUCCAUUUUCAACAGUAUGAUGUUCACAAUACACCACACAGAAAACAGUGUGACAGUUGCAGUUGCAGACACCACAUAUUUAGGGUGUAGUUGUAAGAUACAGACUAUUCAUACUGUAUAUCAGUGACAGAAACAAGCAUCUACACCCCCAAUUCCAAGAAAUAUAAAUAUAUGUAUGGGUAAAUAGACAUAAAUAAAAACACAAUGAAAUCAUGUGUGAAUGGAUCAGUGUUUUCUGACAGCAGUUUUACAAAGUAUUCCCAAGCCCAUGUAGCCCCAUCCUUGCUUGUGAACGACACUCAAUAAUGAUAUUUUCACCUGUCACCACUGAACCUGUUCUGAACAGGCACUUCGGAAAACACCAAUCAACUCCAAUGAGUUGAUGAGGUUAAAAAAUAGAUAUGUUGUCUGAAAGAGUUUGCAAACUGACACAUUCUGUUUUGUUUAUACUUCAAAACAUUCAAGGUAAAACAAACUAAAACAAUGCAAACAUUUAACAUCUGAUAACUUCUAGUGUUCUUUUAUGAUUCACCAAGAUGCUCUUAAAGACAUAAGAUGAGUUCAUGCUAUCUUCUACACUAAGGGCAAUAUACUUUUUUUUAAAAAAUGUAUUCUUAUUUUAUUAUUUUAAUACUUCUACAGCAAACAUUUAUGACUGAGAGAGUCAAAACAUUAUUAUCUUGGAAUUUGGAUGGAUAUAAAACUCACUUUUAAAUUUCACAUUGUUAAUCUUGGCAACAGGUUGGAUAUUUUGUACAGAAAUAAAACAUUUUUUUCCAUGUUUUGCAGGAAAAAUGUUCUUAAACAGUUUUCAUGUUAGUCUUGCUGUGAUGUGAUUUAUAGGCACUCUUCCACCUCUUCCACCUGGACUCCACCUGUCAUUCUGCCUUUAUUUAUUAGAUUUAUUUAUUUAUGUAUUAUGAUACAUGCCAAGAGAGACGUGAUGCUCAUUGGGACCUUUUCAUCCAUAAAUGUUACCUUUGACAUAUAUAAAGAUAAAAAGUACCAUAUCACCUUUCAGAUUGCUUCAUCUCUCAGAUGGGCUUUGUCAGACUUGCUCUACUGACAGUUUUAAAGGAUUUUUUUUUCAGCUAAUUGAAUUGCCAUUUCUUUGUUAGUGUAUUCAUUGGUUGUUUUUCCUUUUCAUUGUUUUGUACUUGACUCGAUGUCAUUGUCAAUGAGGGUCAUCCCUCAGUGGUUAUCUCAAGUAUGAAUAAAGUUUGAAUGAAUGAAUGAAAAAAGAAGAUUAGUGGUAAUACCGCUUAUUGUUAAUCAGUGUUGACC
Scatophagus argus is the source of this 3445-nucleotide messenger RNA. RefSeq names its product ST6 (alpha-N-acetyl-neuraminyl-2,3-beta-galactosyl-1,3)-N-acetylgalactosaminide alpha-2,6-sialyltransferase 5b (gene st6galnac5b). The coding region runs from base 684 to 1652 and encodes 322 amino acids. The record is from RefSeq and is a predicted model, not a curated record. NCBI's taxonomy places the organism in Eukaryota, Metazoa, Chordata, Actinopteri, Scatophagidae. Gene Ontology annotation, molecular function: alpha-N-acetylgalactosaminide alpha-2,6-sialyltransferase activity. The transcript is spliced from 5 exons. Gene Ontology annotation, biological process: ganglioside biosynthetic process; oligosaccharide metabolic process.